CUGGUGGUGCGGAGGACGUGGUGCAGCUGAUAGAGCUGCCGAUGCCUCCACUGAAGAUGGCGAAUGUUUGGAGUGUGCAGAUGCAACACCAAAGCUGAUAAAGGGGAGGAGGAGAGGAAGGCUGAAAUCUCGUAUCCGAUUAAAGAUCAAGUCUAAAACCACGCAGAUAAUGUCCCGCACCUCUGAAACUGAGGAUGGAUACUUUGUUGCCAUGGAUACCGAGGAAGAUGGAGAGGAGCCAGUUGUGAAAGCGGGAGAAGUAGAUCAAAAGAUGGGGUCCAGCAAUCACGAGAUCGACCCAGAAUGUGGUGCCAAAGGGAGGAGAACAAUGUCGGAACUACCAGAGGAGGUUUUAGAGUACAUCCUGUCCUUCCUCUCACCGUACCAGGAGCACAAGACUGCUGCGCUGGUUUGCAAGCAAUGGUAUCGCCUCAUCAAAGGCGUUGCUCAUCAAUGUUACCAUGGUUUCCUGAGGGCAAUUCAGGAGGGUAACAUUCAGUGGGAAAGUCGUACAUACCCAUAUCCUGGAACACCUAUCACUCAACGUUUCUCACACAGUGCAUGUUAUUAUGACUCCAACCAGUCCAUGUAUGUGUUUGGGGGUUGCACACAGAGUAGCUGCAAUGCUGCCUUCAAUGAUCUGUGGAGACUUGACCUCAACAGCAAAGAGUGGAUUCGUCCUUUAGCCUCAGGCUCAUACCCAUCUCCAAAGGCGGGAGCCACCCUAGUGAUGCACAAAGACCUUCUAGUGCUAUUCGGUGGCUGGACCCGCCCCAGUCCUUACCCGCUCCAUCAGCCAGAGAGGUUCUUUGAUGAAAUCCACACCUACUCGCCCUCUAAAAACUGGUGGAAUUGCAUAGUGACGACCCACGGCCCCCCACCAAUGGCUGGACACUCCUCCUCUGUGAUCGGCAACACCAUGGUGGUGUUUGGGGGCUCGCUAGGAGCACGGCAAAUGAGUAACGAAGUGUGGGUGUUGGAUUUGGAGCAGUGGUCCUGGUCCAAGCCGGCCAUAUCUGGACCCUGCCCGCAUCCCAGAGGAGGCCAGUCUCAAAUUGUCAUCGACAAGGAAACUCUGCUCAUCCUGGGGGGCUGCGGUGGCCCAAACGCGCUCCUGAAGGACGCCUGGCUCCUCCACAUGGGGGUGUCUCCGUGGACCUGGCAGCAGCUGCAGGUGGAGAACGACGACCACGGAGCUCCAGAGCUGUGGUGUCACCCAGCCUGCAGGGUGGGCCAGUGUGUGGUGGUCUUCUCCCAGGCGCCGUCUGGCCGGGCCCCCCUCAGCCCCAGCCUCAACUCCCGGCCCUCCCCCAUAAGUGCCACGCCGGGCCCCCUGGGCAACGAGCCCCCCUCCCUACGCUCCCACUCCCCGGUGCGCAGCGGGGCCGCCGGCCUGGUCCUGGGCACCAUCGAGGAGGCCCCCUGCGUCAACGGGCGCUGGGGGACCCUGAGGCCCCGGCCCUCAGGCCGCGGCAGCACCAGAGACGGGAGCCCGUCCUCCUCCCAGCAGCCUUCCCCGUCGCAGGGGCCCGACAGCCCCCCCCUGCCCCCGCUGCUGAACGGCUCCUCCUCCGCCCGCACCAGCCCAGGCCAGGCCGCCUCCCCGCCGCUCCACCCCCACCUGCCCGCCGCAUCGGACUAUGGCUGGGAGUCCCCCCCCUCCGCCGCGCCCCCCCCAGAGGGGGCCAGCACCAACGGGGUGCACACCCCCCCCAGCGGGUCCCCGUGCACCCCCCCCGGGGCCGUGUCCCCCGCCGCCUUACGACGGGGCCUGGAGGCCGUGAAGAACCUGUCCCCCUCCUCGUCGCCCCUCCUCCAGGCGGGGGGGGUCAACGGGGGCGGGGCCACGGCGCCCCCCUCCGGCACGACGCCGCCGCCGUCGUCGUCCUCCAGUCCCCCGCAGGUCGCCGGGGCCGACGGACACGCCAUCCCGCCGAUCGCGCGCCGCCUGGGCCACCACCCGCCCCAGAGCCUGAACGUGGGCAAGCCGCUGUACCAGUCGCUCAACUGCAAGCCCAUGCAGAUGUACGUCCUGGACGUGUCACGGGCCAAGCCGGUGGCGGUGGUGUCCUGGAGGGUGUACGGCAGCGGGAGCCCCGCGGCGGUCACCGGCCCGCCCGAGACCAGCCUGCACACGGUGGUCCAGGGCCGGGGGGAGCUCAUUAUCUUCGGUGGACUGAUGGACAAGAAGCAGAACGUGAAGUACUACCCGAAAACCAACGCCUUGUACUUUGUGCGCGCUAAAAGGUAGUGCCAGCCCGCAGACAGGCGAGCCAACCACCCCCCCCCCCCCCCCCCACCCCCCCACCCUCUGUGGAAGCACGGGGGGUUAUCGACACACAAGGCCUUUCUCUGUUAUCAAGGAUUAUGAAACCGUACACUAUCAUAAUUAGGUGUUCCAUCUCCGACUCUCUUUAACCCCUUCGGCCCACUGUCACGUUUUAGCGGAACUUAAAUUGACCCACACUUUAAGAUCAACCAUUUUGUUAGAAUGCGUGUUCCCAUUUGAUUUUGUGUGCACGGGAGUUCGCAGUUUUGUUUUUUUUCCUUACGAGCGGAGCCCACAGUGGUACGAGUGAACAGGACUUGCCCAAAAGACGUUUGUGUCCCGCCCUGCCUCAAAUUCCUAGAGGAAAGGUUAGGCGAAGGAAAACUGGGGAAACCUUGAGGACUACCUUGCUUUUUUAUCACACUUAAAGCCUGCAUUGUUUACAUUGGAAACUUGAGUGUAUGUGUUGUGUGAGCAUGGUGGUUGUUCAAUGUGUAGGGUGCCAUGGCAGGUAAGAGAUGUUGCAUUGUACUAUAAACAUAGUCAAACAAUAAAGGCCUCAAUGUCUUACCUGA
Gadus macrocephalus (Pacific cod) is the source of this 2844-nucleotide messenger RNA. RefSeq names its product F-box protein 42 (gene fbxo42). The transcript is spliced from 10 exons. Gene Ontology annotation, molecular function: protein binding. The record is from RefSeq and is a predicted model, not a curated record. Bases 170 to 2251 code for a protein of 693 amino acids. Lineage: Eukaryota; Metazoa; Chordata; Actinopteri; Gadiformes; Gadidae.